CCAGGUUCCGGAAGAUCAUCAAAUUGUAGCUUUUCCGAAGAAAGAAAAUGGAACCCUGAAGUCGUAUUUAGCUAAAAAAAAAAAAAAAAAUCAAGCGGGCAUUAAACAUUAUCGAAAGAACGCCUGGACAGUCCAAACAUAUUGCUGAUACCUUAAUUGAACAGUCACUGGAUCUUGGUGCAAAUUGGACAGUGUUUCAGCCUCUAUCCCUUCUGCAUCAAUGGAAGGGUCUGACAGUUCAGAGCAAAGUGGCAGUGACCAACCCGAGUCCCAGCGGAGAAGGCAGUUAGACCGCUUAGACAGGGAGGAGGCCUUCUACCAGUUUGUCAACAAUCUCAGUGAUGAAGACUAUCGUCUUAUGAGAGACAAUAACCUCUUGGGCACUCCAGGUGAGGUAACAGCAGAUGAGCUUCUCAGUAGACUGAACCAAAUCAAAGAUGGUCCAGAACAGCAGACAAAUACCCCGAGUACUGAGAGUGGAGAAGAUCCCAACACUGAACAACCAGAGGUCCCUGAGGAUUCUGCCAAUGGGGACAGUCUCCUUGACUGGCUGAACACAGUGAGGCGCACAGGCAACACAACAAGAACUGGUCAUCGUGGUAACCAGUCAUGGCGGGCAGUCAGCCAGACCAAUCCGAACAGUGGAGAUUUUCGUUUCAGCUUGGAAAUCAGUGUAAACCGCAGCCUGGCUGAACAGCAAGGAAUUGGUGAAAGGGAGCAGGAGUCUGUAGAGGGCUCAGAAGUUGAGGCAAAUGCUGAACCGCAGGCUAAUAUGGAGACUGAUGUGGUGGAAGAACCAGUUGUAGAAGAACUGGCUGUCAUAAUGGAACCAGAGCCGGAGGUCCAGCAGGUUGUUUCACAGGAAAUUCUAGGAGACCCUCCCAUCUCACCCACUAGCCUGCCAGUCCAAACCUCAGUUUCCCUUUCUCCACGUAGAGGUCAAAGGAGAUCCCGCAGCCGCAGUCCAGGCCCACGCAGGAGUAGGACCCGUGUAGCCAGGAGCCGCUCUCCUCUCAAUGCUCCUCUCAACUUGGAUCAGCUGGAUGGUCUGCCUAAUUUACGCCAUGUGCAUACCCCUCAAGUCCCCAGCUCUGCUAUCAGUGCUCCCUCUGUGCCUCCAGUGGAGGGCAGCUCCCGGACUCGACAACAUGUUCUUCCCAGGCAAGGGGCUGUUGAGUACGAUGGUCAGACAUCUCAAGCUAAUGCAGAACCACCUACAGAGGCUCAAGAUGUUGCAUCUCAGGAGGGAGAGGUUCUUGGAGCAGAGGUGGGUAUAGGUGGCCGCCGUCUCCCUACCAUUAUGCUUGAUCUCCAGGUGCGUCGUGUGCGUCCAGGUGAAUAUCGGCAGAGGGACAGUAUUGCCAGUCGUACUCGUUCACGUUCCCAGAACUCUAACAACACCUUUCUGUAUGAAAGUGAGCGGGGUGGUUAUCGUCGGACUUUCUCUCGAUCUGAGCGUGCAGGAGUGAGGACCUAUGUCAGCACCAUUCGCAUCCCUAUCCGGAGAAUCUCAGAUGCAGGCUUAGGAGAGGCAACCUCAAUGGCUCUCCAGUCUAUGAUUCGGCAGAUCAUGACAGGCUUUGGUGAACUUGGCUAUUUAAUGGAUUCAGACUCUGAUUCUUCAGAUUCAGUUCGUGGCACUAACACACCUGCAGAUCUGUCGGAAGCACUCAAUAGUUCAGAUGCUACUACCGCUGGCCCCAUUGCUGCUGAUGUUGAUGAACCACCAGUGGCUUCUGGAGUCAGAGUCAGGACAGAUGAGCCAGAAUCGGGCGAGAGCCUUGCCACUGGUCUUGCUGCCACUGGGCUUGCAGCUUCUGGUGCUACCAUUCGACCUAGACCAUCAAUCAGCCUAGAGGAACCCAGCUCCCUGCCCUUCCUCCGCCUUGCCCAUUUCUUUCUCCUGAAUGAUGAUGAUGAAGACCAGCCCCAAGGGCUGACCAAAGAGCAGAUUGACAACCUGUCCAUGCGCAACUUUGGUGAAAAUGAUGCCUUGAAGACCUGUAGUGUUUGCAUAACAGAAUAUGCUGAAGGCAACAAGCUACGUAAGCUGCCCUGCUCUCAUGAGUACCAUGUGCAUUGUAUUGAUCGCUGGCUGUCUGAAAACUCCACAUGCCCCAUCUGCCGCAGAGCUGUUCUUGUGUCUGCAAACAGGGAGAGUGUGGUGUAGUGCCAGGAAGUGGGACGGGCUCACAGAAUUAACAUUGCAGCCGUUUUUUUCUCUUAACUGAAAUAGUCUAUUGUUAAGUCCAUAAACAGUUUUGAGGAACUGUCUCUAAUGUUCACAAAGGGUUUCCUUCAUCCUAAUUGUGAGUCUUAUCAUAAUGUAUGGGUGAUGAAUCGUCAAGGCAGUAGCUAGUUAAAACACUUUGGGCCCCAUUUUCAUGCACGUGCAGUGGCCAGCACAACCGCCAUUAAGAAACGUUGCUAUUGUCCUUGCACUGUAGUAUACACUUAACAUCUGUGCAGUUUUUUUUUUUUUUUUGGCCAAGGCAGAGUUCACUGUACAGAUUGAGGUGAGGUGCACAUAUGGGAGUUUCAUUUAAAUGUGGCAGUACAUGGUAAAGUUUUGGUUUUUGGCUUAAGACAAAAAAGAAAAAAUGGCAACUUAGCUCUUGUACCCAGAUCUGUUCUUGGUGCAGUGACAUGUUCCACAUCAUUUAGUUUCGAGCCUGUGCACAAUCUGCAAACAGUACUUGCUGUAUACAUAUAGCAGUCUCAGACUUGUUCCCAAAAACUGCAGUAAUUUUAAUGAAUUCCUCAAACCAGUAGACACAUUUAGACAUAAAUGAAAGUUUAAUAGUUAUAACAGCUGUUAUGUAAUUGAAUGGUUACUGUUGUUUAACUACAGCUGCAUUAUACAGUAUGAAAGCAAGCUAAAAUGUGUGAAGGCACCUGCCUUGAUGUGUGAAGAGGCUGUGCAUCUUGCACUUUGAUGGCUGUUGGCAAGAACUCCUCUCAUCAGAAGUUUGAGGUUAAUUUUAAUUCCGUGCAUUUUAUGGUUUGUUUUUUGUGAUACAGUGCAGCGAAAUUAAGUCACAAUUUAUGGUUUAGUUUUGGUUUAUUGCUUUCAUUCCAACCUUACAGUCAUCAGUACAGAUUUGUUAAUUUGGCAAAAAAACAAUAACAUUUGUGAAAUCCCAUGAACAUGAUUAAGUAUUAACAAGCCACUGUUGACAUAUUGGUGGUUGCUGGGAUUUGUCACAUUAUUUUGUGGAAAGAUGACUCUCCUUUUGAUGAGGUGGAUUCACUAUGAUUGGCACAUUAGUGCUUUGAGAGGAAUGAAAAGUUACAUGCCUGGCUGAAACAACGGUGACCACACAUUCUAAAUAAUACUCCCAAUUAAUUUAACCUGUUUUCAAGUAGUACUGCUGCACUUAUGAGUCUGGAGGCUCCCACUGAGACUAUUAAAUACUAUGCGGUGCACUGCAUCUUUAAAAUAGGGCCCACAGUACUGACGGUUGUUGCAGACAAACAGAGGCAGGUAAUGCAUGCUGUUUGAAUGAGCUCCACUAACAGACCCAUCUAUUAGAAAGAUGUUCCAGUUAGAGAUGACGCACACAUCUGGACAGUUCAGGCAUUUCAAAUUUGCUCUUUUGUAUUGGCUCAAAAAAGGCACUUUUAUAUUGUAAGGCAGUUAAUGGUACAGUUACACCAGUUCAAAGUAUUAUCUGUAAAUAAACUUAUGAGAGGAAUUUUGAAUCACAUGGUCAGUUCCAUAAUUGUGAGUUUUGUUGUAUCUGAUUCCGGAGUUGAAAGCAUAUGAUGACCGUGAGGUUAUUGAGUAAUGUCUGUUGUUAAGAGUAUAUUCUCGCCUAAAUGGAAUGAAUGUAUGGUCUGACUUUUUUUUUUUAAUCCAAAAGUAAUCAAUUAUCUGCUCAUCUGUUUUUUGAUGAGGUGUUAUUUCCUCAUUUUAUUUACAAGAAGGUCUGAAGUUAUUUCAGAUGUUCUGUUUGCUUUUACAGUAUGUAAGCGGGAUGUCUAAAGCAAAUCCGUUAAAUGGUAAAACAUUGCUUGGUUAAUACAACUUUUUUCCUUUUCUUUUUUAAGAGGUCUAACUCAAAUGAACCCAAGAACAACCAAUACUAUGUUAGCUAAGCGAUAGUCAUCCUCUUCCUUGAGAAUCGUCCUAACCAGAUCAAGAAUGCUCUCCAGGAGUUAGACUCCUUUGUCAAAGUUAGACAUCACAAUAGAAAAUUGAGGAUAUACCACAAAUUACAGUCCAUAUUUGAUAUGAUAUUGGCCACAGAGCAUAUAACGUUGGACAGUUAUGGAAUAACAUCCUGUAAAUUGGUGACACGAGCUGACUUGUCCCACAGUGGUGGCGUGAGGAGUGAAGGGCCUGUUCAGGAAAGCUGAAACAUGCCACUUCAUCGGUGAGACAUGGUGUAGGUGUGUAUGGAACCGGUUUCUUUGUAUGUGUUGAUGUGUGACUGCUUGGGGAAAAGCAGCAGGAUGAAUUCUGAAGCAUUCGGGUCAGUGAUAGCAGCUCACAUUCAGCCGAAAGUAAAAACUUAUGUCAAGCUGAGGUGUACUGUAAAUGCAACUUGAGACUUAAAAGCAUAGAGUGAAUGUUCUGCGUUGAAUCGACCUGAAUACAGCUGAGCAGCGUUUCACUUGCGCCAAAGUGAAGAACAAGCAGGAAGUGAAGACGUCUGUUGUGGAACCCUGGCAGAGUAUCACCAGGGCAGAAAACUAUAGUUGUUUUUACGGCCACCACAAAACUCUGAAACCUUUUGACCACUUUGAAUUGAAAUACCGUCAAAGGUAAGACUGCAGUUCAUGUGUGUAUUGAUGAUAUGCUUUCAACUCCAGUAGGUUGUGUUGGGCAAAUAAAAUAAUUAUGGAGCUGACGAUAACAGUUGAUUAGUCUUGGUUUGUAAGAACUCCGAUUAUACUUGAGCUGUACUAAGUGUUGCUGAACUUGCAGGUGGAUUCAUUUCUUCAGGCUCGCAGCAUGUAUUUGCCUCUGCUCUUCCUUUCUUUUUUUUAGCAGGAUAAUUCAAGACAGCUUUUUUUUUAUGUUUUGUAAGACAACCCCCAUUUUAGUUUGGAGAUCUAGGAGUGAAUUUUCAUUACAGCGCUGUGUUUUUGAUCAUUUUUCAGUUAUUUAAAAGUAAGAUCCCCCCCCCCCCCCACUGCCAAAACUGCAUGUAUCAAAAUUUGAACAGUAGAUUUGUUGACCAAAUUGAUUGUCUACAAACAGUUUGGUUCAGAUCCAGAUAUUAUCGGUCCUUAGCAGAGGUAAGUUCUGUUAGUCCUGCAAAUACUUAUGGAUUGUCUGAAGGUUGUAUUUUAAGAGGUUUAAGUUACAGGGUGACACGUGUUACUUUUAACAACAAAAAAAAAGUUGCAUUUUAUUAGUUAUUAAAAGUGGAGUGCUGAAAUGUUUUAAAUUGUAGAAUGAUGUACAGGUUUAAGACAAAAGAUCAAUGCAGUUGGGAUGUGGUAUGUACAAGCUUAUUUUAAAGUAAUGUGAAGUCUAGAUUGCCUUCAUUGUUAUGAAAAGUUUUCAUACUAUAGGGGUUUGUUAAUUUUUAUGCAUUGGGUUAACCUAUUUAAAUCACUGGUAUGAGUCCCCUACUUUCUUCUUAAAGGAAAAUAGAUUCACUAACAGUUGCACAUGAAAUUUAAGUUUAGAUUUUUUUUUCACUGCAACCCCCUUUUUAAAAAACAAAUGUACAGUAUGACUAUUUUCCCAGUAAUUAUCUUGUUAUAUGUCUUUAUUUCUUAACUGAUUAUAAAUGUCAGAACAAUUGGUGUUUUCACAAGUGUCUUAACUAUAAUUGGCUUUGUGCUAAUGUCUUGAAAAGCUUUUUCAGCUCAUUAAGACUCUAGAUCACCUGCAGGCCCACGUCACAGUUACGGCCAUUAUUAAUCCCAAUGUAUAGGACAUUCACCAAGUUUGAGGUUGUUGCGUCUCAGUAAGUGACGCUCCAGUUGGAAAUUGGAAUCUGCCUACUCUGCCGUGUUCUUUUCCUCACGAGAAGAUACUUCAUAUGUGUGCAAUACAUAACAGAAGUGAAAGUAGGGAAACUUAUGAUGUAAAAUGUAUGCUAUUAUUAAAACUUAAUGGCUAAAAUCAUAAAUGAAGACUUAUGUUUUAAUGUGUUGAAGUUUGUUUAGGUUAUAAUGGCUCUGUGGAUGAGCAGGAACACUGAUCAAGGGAAGGAAUCGGCAUCACCACAUGCCAUCUUGUCAUGUGUCGUUUCACUCAUUGCCAGUUAUUACUCCCCUGUAUGGGGUAUCAGAGUUUGAAUGCAAGAUGUUGUCAUUGUUGAAUACUAUAAAGUUGUAAAUGAAAAAUGUAUGUUCCCAUUUUAGCUUUCCUAGUUUGGACUUGCUCUGUGACCCACCUAGUGAAAUAUGUUAACUGGGUGCUGGAAGUAACUGCUGAAUUAAACAAAUGUUAUGCCACAAAA
This is a messenger RNA of Thalassophryne amazonica, 6422 nucleotides long. RefSeq names its product ring finger protein, LIM domain interacting (gene rlim). The record is from RefSeq and is a predicted model, not a curated record. Gene Ontology annotation, cellular component: nucleoplasm; cytoplasm. The coding region runs from base 221 to 2170 and encodes 649 amino acids. The transcript has 4 exons. NCBI's taxonomy places the organism in Eukaryota, Metazoa, Chordata, Actinopteri, Batrachoidiformes, Batrachoididae. Gene Ontology annotation, biological process: ubiquitin-dependent protein catabolic process; random inactivation of X chromosome; protein ubiquitination. Gene Ontology annotation, molecular function: ubiquitin protein ligase activity.